This is a messenger RNA of Tribolium castaneum (red flour beetle), 2235 nucleotides long. Its product is annotated as photoreceptor-specific nuclear receptor. The transcript is spliced from 8 exons. The record is from RefSeq and is a predicted model, not a curated record. Gene Ontology annotation, biological process: anatomical structure development; cell differentiation; positive regulation of transcription by RNA polymerase II. Bases 587 to 1999 code for a protein of 470 amino acids. Gene Ontology annotation, molecular function: RNA polymerase II cis-regulatory region sequence-specific DNA binding; nuclear receptor activity; zinc ion binding. NCBI's taxonomy places the organism in Eukaryota, Metazoa, Arthropoda, Insecta, Coleoptera, Tenebrionidae.
GCACGUCAGACCAAUGGGAUUAGCGCAGUUCAGCCAAUAGCACAGUCGAUCCACCAACCACCACGGUUCACAAAUCAACCCCUCUACGUCGUGGCUAAGCGUCUUAGGCGUGCCAAUGAUCAUUACAACUUUAAAUCUCGAAAAAAAAUAAUAAUUUUACUCUAACACAAAAAAUGUAAACAGGGUGAUUACACGUCCAUAAGAGAUUUUUCAAGUCGGUGGUUGAAAGAAUAGCUGGGGGUGCAAGGCGCAGCCGCGUGCUGCGACAGAAGUUAAACACAGGGUAGCGAGCUCUGAUCCCGCCCAUGGAUGAUACACCACCUAAUACAUGCUACCCCUUAACGUCGCAACAUCGCUCACUUCUGUUCACCCUCGGCGAUAGCAAACAUCAAGUGACCACUGAUUGUACUGAUAAGGGCUAUCACAGUGUUGCAAUUAGUAAAUCUCUGGCCGAUUUAGUGAAUUUUGUAUUUUUUUUAAACACAGAACUGUUCAAUAAAUUAAUUAAAUUUUACGUGUCGUGUUUUGAGAUAAAUGAACCGUAAAUAAGUUAGAAAUACCUAAAAGUUGGUCUUCGACGGGCGCCAUGGAUUGUUCAGUGUCACAAGCAGGUUCGAUUCUGCCAACCCUACACCAGCCGUGUUCACCGGAACAUCACUCACAUCACCCUAACGAUUUGAGAACAUCACCAGGAAGCGUCGACUGUUACAGCUCGGAGGGCGAUCAUCCCUUGGCCCUUUGCUUGCCCAACUCCCAAACGUUGGUGCAAGCGUCCAGGACUCCACCUCCUCCAUGGAGCAUCCCGACCAAGAAAGGGACACCGGGAUUAAUUUGCGUGGUGUGUGGGGACACCAGUUCCGGGAAACACUACGGGAUUCUGGCAUGUAAUGGGUGUUCUGGGUUCUUCAAAAGGUCGGUCCGGAGGAAAUUGAUUUACAGAUGUCAAGCCGGAACCGGUCGCUGCAUAGUGGACAAAGCCCACCGGAACCAGUGCCAAGCUUGCCGCCUGAAAAAAUGCCUAGCGAUGGGAAUGAACAAAGACGUUAUAAUUUUAGCCGUUCAAAAUGAAAGGCAACCAAGGAAUACAGCCACCAUUCGACCAGAAACUCUGCGAGACAUGAGCGCUGAACAGGAGCGGGCUCUGCGAGAGGCCGCAGUGGCUGUGGGGGUGUUUGGCCCCCCGGUUCCGCUGACCAUGGCCCUGACCUCUGCCCGCUAUUCGCACAAUUUGCUGCCCUCAGUGCCGCCCCCGUUGCCCAACCGAGAGCCCACCCCCACAAAAGACACCAGUGACAACGAUGAAGAAAGUAUAGACGUCACAAAUGAAGAGGAAGACACCCCAAGCUCCGGCUGCGGCGUCUCCUCCAGCAGCGGCCCCCUUCGGCCGGAGCCCCAGCCAGCCCUAACAUCAGGCCUCUACCCCUCAACCCACGAAACCAUCUACGAAACCUCGGCUCGACUUCUCUUCAUGGCGGUCAAAUGGGCCAAAAACUUGCCCAGCUUCGCCAGUUUACCAUUUCGCGAUCAAGUAAUUUUACUGGAAGAAGCCUGGAGCGAGCUCUUCCUCCUCAACGCCAUCCAGUGGUGCAUGCCCCUGGACGUGUCAGCCAGCCCCCUCUUCAACGUGAACGAACACGUGAAGAACGGCCACUCCGCCACCGACGUCCGCAUUCUGGCCGACACUCUGAUGCGUUUCAAGGCAAUUCACGUCGAUCCGGCCGAAUUUGCCUGCUUGAAAGCCAUAGUUCUGUUCAGAUCAGAAACGAGAGGGUUGAAAGAUCCAAGCCAGAUCGAAAACUUGCAAGACCAGGCUCAGGUGAUGUUGUGGCAGCAUUGUCGGACACAGCUUCCUGGCCAGGUGGCAAGGUUCGGUCGACUCCUUCUGAUGUUGCCACUGCUUCGGAUAGUGCCGGCGUCCAGGGUCGAAGCUGUGUUUUUUCAAAAAACUAUAGGGAAUACUCCGAUGGAGAAGGUUUUGUGCGAUAUGUACAAAAAUUGAAUUUAAUGUUGUUGGCGUUUAAUGUUUUCAACGAAUUGUUUUGUAAGAAAAUGAACGAAAAAGCGCACCUAGGACUAAUUUUAUUCAAAUUUUGGCACUAAUUUAUAUUCGAUCAAGCAAGCUCACUUUGACUGACGCGUUCAUGUGUUAAAUUAUAGAAAAUAUUUAGGAUGUGUAUAUUACUGUUUCUUAUUUCAUCGAACUUUGGUGUUACGUGUAUAUAAACAAAAUAUAUC